Molecule: messenger RNA, 1186 nt
Organism: Amphimedon queenslandica
Lineage: Eukaryota; Metazoa; Porifera; Demospongiae; Haplosclerida; Niphatidae
Product: trichoplein keratin filament-binding protein-like
Exons: 8
Biological process (GO): apoptotic process
Cellular component (GO): keratin filament
Source: RefSeq, a predicted model, not a curated record
CGUGAUAUGUAAAAAAAGGCGGCAUUCGCGGCAACAAAUCUUGAAUCAGAGUAUUAUCAGACUCAAAUCACUCAAUCAGUCUUCAGUCAGACACUGACAGACAGUUAGCGUCAGUGAAGCUUGAUUUUUUAAAAUCAUGGCACUGCCUACUUUGAAAUCAUACUAUGGUAGGCCUCAAAGCAGACCUGGUACAGCAAGAGUCAGUAUGCUGGCUCACAGGAGAAUGAUUGCUGAUGAGAACCAGGAGAGAUGGAAGGAGAAUCACCAGUACUUUAAAAGCAAUGAGGCGAGGAACCAGAAACUGAGGGUGUGGACCUCAGACUCCUGCUACAGAGGAAGUUUAGGUCAAUACAAUGAUAAGAUAAUAAAGGAACAGAAAGAAAGGAAGCUAGAGAACAGACGAGGGAAGCUAAGGGAACUACUGAACAAAGAGACAAUUGAAUAUGAAGAAGAACUCAAAGCACUAACUCCUGAUCAAAGGAAAAUAAUGAAAGAAAGGAAGGAAGAAGAGCUCAAGAAAGCUCUUGAGAAUCAGCUACUAGAAGUAAAAGAGAGAGAAGAAGAAGCAGCUGAACUAGAGAAGAAAGAAUUUGAACUUGUUAAAGAGAAGAUUGCAUUGGAAGAUGCAGAAGGUGAAAGAAGAGAGCUUGAAAGGAAACAGAAACAGCAAGAUAUUGGGAGAAGAUUGAUGCAUCAAGUGAAAGCUCAAUUGAGAAGGAAAUCACAGCAAGUGCAGGAAAGUUUGAGAUUAGAUAUUGAAAUCCUAGAGAGACUAGCAGCGGAAGAGAAUGAAAGGAAAGAGAAUGAGGAGAAGAAGAAAGAAAAGCAAAGACUGGACGCUCAAGAGAUGAGGGACAUAAUGAGACAGCAACUGGAACUGGAGAGACAGCGAGAGAAAGAUCUAGAUGAUUUGUAUAGAGAAGAAGCAGAGAGACAAUGGUCACACAGAGAAGCAGAAUGGGGCAGAGAAAGGAGAGCAAGGGAAGCUCUGAUGGCUGAAGUUAUUGAAGGAAGACAGCAGCAGCUUGAAGAGAAGAUAGCUGGGAUAAAGAGAGAGCAGCUAGAAAAUAUAGAAAGAAGAGAAGAACUUUUGAAGAAGAUUGAAGAAGGGAAUCAACUUACAGCUAGAGAAGAGAAAAAGAAGCAUGACCAGCAAAAGAAACUUACUGAAGACCUUCAGUCUCAG